Molecule: messenger RNA, 852 nt
Organism: Peronospora belbahrii
Lineage: Eukaryota; Oomycota; Peronosporomycetes; Peronosporales; Peronosporaceae
Source: the annotation of a GenBank genome assembly
AUGACAAUCAAUAGCACUGAUGUGACGCUCUCGUUUCAUGCCGACGUGUUUAAGAAGUUAUUUCCACUGGACUAUAUGCGUAAAUGUUUAGUCAAUCAAGUACGAACUGACGCACGUAUGAUUGAAGCUUUACGCCCUGUGCAAUUACAGACAAAUAUCGUCCAAACAGCAGCUAGUUCUAGUCUUGUCAAACUUGGCAAAACGUCAGUGGUGACGGCUAUUAAACUGGCAGUGGGAACACCAGCAGUAAAGACACCUGAUCAGGGAGAAAUUGCUAUUCAGGUGCAUUUGUCGCCGCUAUGCUCAAAUCGGUUUACACUUGGUCGGCCGUCGGAGGAAGCGCAAAGCAUUGGUAGUCAACUUACUAGGAUCAUUCUUGGCUCCCGCGUUGUAGAGAUGGAGAGCUUGAGUAUUGUUAGUGGCCAGUCGGCAUGGAAGCUUGUGAUCGACGUAUAUUGUAUCAAUCAUGAUGGGAACGUGCUAGAUGCUGCACUCGUGUCGAUCAUGGCGGCGCUUCGAACGUUAAAACUACCGGUUACAUCCAUUAAUGAGGCCGACAAUGUCGUCUCGAUUGUGCCAAAUGGAGAUGCUACACCGCUACGCGUGGAACACUGCGCCUACGCGACCUCAUUUGCCGUCGUAGACGACACGGUACUGAUUGACCCGACCAGCGACGAAGAGGACCUCGCUAGUGCCGUGUUCAGCCUUUCAUACAGUCCAGAAGGUCAUCUAUGCUGCAUAUACAAAGCUGGUGGCUCGAUCAUAUCUUCCAACGCAAUGCAACAGUGCAUGGAGAUUGCUAAACGAAAUACGGACGUGUUGGCUAAACUGGUGGAUGCAUCAACAGGCUAA